Messenger RNA from Coccomyxa subellipsoidea C-169, 630 nucleotides. RefSeq names its product cysteine proteinase. The record is from RefSeq and is a predicted model, not a curated record. Lineage: Eukaryota; Viridiplantae; Chlorophyta; Trebouxiophyceae; Coccomyxaceae. The transcript has 5 exons. Gene Ontology annotation, biological process: protein desumoylation. The coding region runs from base 1 to 630 and encodes 209 amino acids. Gene Ontology annotation, molecular function: deSUMOylase activity. Gene Ontology annotation, cellular component: nucleus.
AUGGCCUGCCUCAAGGGCCUCAAUUGGCUCAACGAUGAGGUCAUGAACAUCUACAUGGGCCUGCUCCUAGACCGGGACGCUGAGCGGCGGCGGGCGGGACUGGUGCCGACCUGCCACUUCUUCAACAGCUUCUUUGUGAACAAGCUGUACAAAGACGCGCAUGCCUACUCCUACAAGGCCGUCCAGCGUUGGACCCUGCCCAAGAAGCUCAAUCUGCAGAACCAGGCGCGCGCUCUCUUUACACCUUUUAGCAUCCUGGAUGUGGAGCGCGUGAUUGUGCCAGUCCAUCUGGGCAACCACUGGACCUGCGCCCUCAUCGACCUGGUCGCCCAGGAGAUUGUCUACUUCGACUCCCUCGGGGGCCGUGAGGACAAGAUCCUGCGAGCACUGCGCUCGUACAUCGCGGAUGAGUAUAGGGACAAGCGCAAUGCUGAGGUGGACACGUCCGAGUGGCCCAUCAGGUAUCCUAGGGAUGUGCCUCUGCAGCAGAACGGCUGCGACUGCGGCGUGUUUGCUCUCCAGUUUGCUGAGCAUCUGUCGCGCGGAGCUCCCAUGGACUUCUCCCAGCUUGACAUGCCGUUCUUCCGCGCCAAGAUCGCGGCUGACAUCAUGACCGGCCGCAUCGCAUGA